Molecule: messenger RNA, 2069 nt
Organism: Anoplophora glabripennis (Asian longhorned beetle)
Lineage: Eukaryota; Metazoa; Arthropoda; Insecta; Coleoptera; Cerambycidae
Exons: 6
Coding region: 316-1104 (262 amino acids)
Source: RefSeq, a predicted model, not a curated record
CAAUAACACAAAUCUACAAUCCAGCAGUUCGAAGAAGGUUUGGUUUGAAAAGUUUUUCUGUUUUUCGACAAAUAUCAAUACCACAAAAAAAAACUUUUGAAUGACUGCAGGAGCAAGAUGUAUACAAAACAUUUACUUUACCUUUAGAAUCCUGUUUUCUUUCAUAUCAGUAAUGUUAAUCAACACGAUUAUUUCCUUAAACACGUUCUGUUAUUGAUUGUGGACAAUUGUAAUGUAAUGAGAAUUUAUCAGUACUCGUGGUGGAGCAAAUAUGGAACUAAUUGUAGGGGUUGUGCUCUGAUUUAGCUGAAAUACAUGCAUUGCAUACACAUGCAUUUUUGGAUUGAUAAACGCAGCCAAGGAUGUGGGUUUAAUGUUCGUCGUCAGGUGCCACCGUCGCUCUCUGGGUACGGGCGUAAUCAGAGGAUCCUGUGUGGUAGUCUCUAUCCAGAACCGAUGGUCACUCCAGUUCACAGAUUCCAGUCCAUUGAGAGUGCGACUAACAACCGGCUACGCUACGCUAGGUCACCCGGGUACCACCCCAGGAUACAUUCACAAGUGCCACCCACCGUACACUACAAUGGGUCCAGCAGUAACAUCCGGAUGCCUCACAUGGGAAGGUCUCUGGAAAUGAUAGCGCCGGGCCACACCCCGACGGCUCGCAACAACAACUCUCCGAAGUCCAAACUGAAAUGCGGAGUGUGGAUAUUCUUCGCCGUAGUGACAUUCUUUUUAGCGGGAGCAAAAUAUUAUUUCCACGGGAUAAACAUAGGUGUCGAAGCUUUGGUGUUCUGUUCCCUCUUGGUGAUAGUACUUAUCAUAGGUGGUUUGAUUUCGUUAUGCGAGGCCAUUACGUCGUAUUCUCCAACGCACACACCAAUAGACGCCCCUAACAUGGCUACGCCCGAGCAGACCUUACUUUUGCAGCAGGAAAUCGAGGAGACACACAACCAAGUGCCAACACCGGCCAUGCCGCAGAACUCGUCGGAGAUGCCGCCUCCCCCCUACCACAUAGCCGUCAUGUUGUCCCCGACCGCCGACCUGGACGCCAUCCAAGUUAUAAGGGACUCUCCCCCGCCUUCUUACGAGAAGGCCGUCACUUGAUCACCCCGACCUAAUCUCCAUUGAAGCUAGUCCUAAUAACGCUAUCUAUACUUUCCUAAAGUGUCACUUUUCGAUUGUCGGAAGGGUUCCAUAAUUGUUUACGGUAGUCGCGGACUGAAAUUUGAUCUCUUAAUGAUAGACUGCCGAAUUCCGAUUUGUUUUAAAGGAACAAGCAAUAUACAAAUUUGUUUUCCUUCGCCCCCGCCCCGAUUUUUUUAUGUUGACACUUUUAGAAACUAUUUUAGAUUGAUGGGAUGUAAAUUUCUUGUUUUUUUCUGUUUGAAUUUUUCGGUUUACGAUAUUGGUUGUUUUUUUAAAAUCGAGCCAGGACACCUACACGGAUUUUUUCUUUCUCUACACGCAGUACACCUACAGGUACUCGCUCGGAUCGAGGGUGGUGAGGAGACGUGAUUUUAUAUUAAAAUCGCGUAAGUUUAUCUUUUAUAUUUCUAAGUGUAAGUCUAUAUAUAUACAUUCUAUACUCUUUACUAUAUUCCUAUAUCGACUAUAAGUAUCAUGUUUUGGAAUCGUGUGCCAUAUUUAUCACGUCUAAAUUUGAAUACUCUACUUAUUAGGAUUUUUACAAUCUUUUUAUAAUGAUUUUAAUACAGCAAUCUCUGCGCGUCUGUGCCGUUUAUACAAACUAGUUCUUUAAUUUUUGUUUUGUGAUAAUAUUUUAAGGGCAAUAUAUUCGUAGGGUGUACAUAAUUUUUUGUUUGGAGACAAUCAGAAUCUCGUUUUUUUAAUUACGUGUCGUGCUGUAUUUAUAUUCCACUAUUUCGUAACGAUAGAUAUUUUGUAUGUAUAUCAAUAAAUGAUGGUAUUACGACCAAUUAUAUUUUUGUAUUGAUUUAUAAGAGCUUCGGUAGUUUAAUUUUCGUACAAAAUUGUUAUUAUUUAAUGUAAUCGCUAAGCAUCAAAUAAGAUUAUUCCCCUAUUUAUAUAUAUUGUGUUAUACAUGUUGA